Messenger RNA from Eucalyptus grandis, 1650 nucleotides. Its product is annotated as putative disease resistance RPP13-like protein 1. Gene Ontology annotation, molecular function: ADP binding. Gene Ontology annotation, biological process: defense response to other organism. The transcript has a single exon. Bases 84 to 1532 code for a protein of 482 amino acids. The record is from RefSeq and is a predicted model, not a curated record. NCBI's taxonomy places the organism in Eukaryota, Viridiplantae, Streptophyta, Magnoliopsida, Myrtales, Myrtaceae.
AAACAAAAAAACGAAAGGCUCUAUACACUUUCUUUCGACCCUUCCGGGUGCUCUCAUUUAAUCCUCUACACUCGAACCAAGCCAUGCCUAUCGCGGAGCUCUUUCUUAGCGCCUUUCUUCAGGUGCUGUUUGAUAGGUUGGCCUCUCGUGAGCUUCUCAGCUUUGCACGGCGUGAGGGUAUCGAUGUACUGCUGAAAAAAUGGGAGGAGAUGCUGGUCAGCAUCAACCAGGUGUUGGAUGAUGCAGAGGAUAGGCAAUUGAAUGGUGAUGGCGGGGUGAACUCGUGGCUCAAAACUCUCAGGGACUUGGCCUACGACAUUGAAGACUUGCUGGAUGAGUUCGCCAUAGAGUCCGCAAAGAAUAAGUCCGAGGUAGAACCCGGCACUAGCAAGGUGCGUUCCCUUCUUCCGAGUUGUUGCUUCAGAUUGAGCCCGAGCGCAUUUAUGUUCGAUCGUAAAAUGAGAUCCAAGAUGGAAGAGAUGGAUGGCAGGUUAAACGAUAUCAUUACUCAGAAAAAUAUUCUGCACCUGAGAGAGAAUAAUGAGAAGCGAUCAGCAUACCGUCAAGUGGAUAAGCCAUUUCACACUACAAAUUUGCCUGAGCCUUGUUUUGUUAGUAGGGAGGUUGAGAAAAUGGAAAUCCUUGAAUUAUUGACCGAAGAAGAAAAUGAUAGGGCAUGUGUGGAUCCAAAAGUGAUUCCCAUCGUAGGGAUGGGGGGUCUUGGGAAGACGGCUCUGGCUCAGCAAGUCUACAAUGAUGAUAGAGUCAGCGACUAUUUCGAUGUGAAAGCAUGGGCUUGCGUUUCUGAUGAUUUCGACGUGCUUGCUAUUACAAAGAAGAUCCUUGAGACAACCAAUGGCCAUUUGUCUUGUGAAGGUAAGGACUUGGAUUGGCUUCAUGAAAAGCUCAAGGAACACCUUGCUAGGAAGAAGUUUCUUGUCGUUUUAGACGAUGUUUGGAACGAGAAUUAUGGAAACUGGACUAUCCUCAUGAAGCCUUUUCAAUUGGGAGCAAAGGGAAGCAAGAUCAUUGUCACGACUCGUAAUUUCCGCGUUGCUGAAAUAGCCCGUGCUCGACCCUAUACUCUCAAACCGUUGUCACAAGAUGCUUGUAUGACUUUGUUCACAUUUCAUGCUCUUGGAGCAAGAAAUUUCGAUCAUCAUCCUGAUCUUGAAGUAUUGGGCAUGAAAAUAGUGGAUAAAUGCCGAGGGUUGCCAUUAGCUGUGAAGACUUUGGCUGGGUUGCUGAGCUUUAACUUCAAUCCCCAUGAUUGGAAAGCUAUAUUGGAUAGCAAAAUUUGGGACCUACCAAAAGAAAGUAAUGAUAUCCUUCCGGCCUUGAAACUUAGCUAUCUCCAUCUCCCUUCAAAUUUGAGGAGAUGUUUUGCUUACUGCGCUAUAUUUCCCAAGGAUUAUGAAAUUGAACGAGACGAGUUGAUUCAUUGGUGGAUUGCAGAGGGCUUGUUGGAAGGAAAAGAAGGAAAGAACCGUUGGAAUGUAGGUUUGAAACUUAUUAACGAACUUAGUAUCUAGAUCUUUACUUCAAAAGUCAAGUAGUAGUGAAUCACGAUUCUUGAUGCAUGAUCUUGUGAAUGACCUGGCAAAGCUAGUUGCCAGUGUAACUUGCUUUAGCUUGGGGGGUUUGACUUGA